AUGGCGUCUUCCAAUACAUCGAAUGCUGGAAGUAGCCACCAGGAGCAGAGAGAGCAGAAGGUCCUUGAUGUCAUAUUUCUCUGUGACGAAUGGAAAUCUUCAAAGGGUGGAUUGUCAACUUUCAAUCGAGAAUUUGCCAUUAAUUUGGCACAAGCGACGACUGGUAGCAUGAAAAUUCACUGCUAUGUCUCUUAUAGCGAUGAUCGGGACAGAGAAGAUGCUAAACAACAUGGUGUCAAUUUAAUCACAGCUCGAAGUGUUCCUGGUUCAGCCGACCCCCACGAGUGCUUGAAGUUUCCACCCUCGCAGCUCCCAAACCCACAUCUGGUGAUAGGCCAUGGAAGAAAGCUGGGUAUUCCUGCAUAUUUCCUAGCCCAGUCUACAAAGUGUAAAUGGGUCCAAUUUGUUCACGUCUAUUGCGAGGAUCUUGGGAAAUAUAAAGAAUCUGCCACGGCUGCAGAAGAUACAAUCGAAGAAAACGAGAAGAAGCACAAGAUGGAAAUUGAUUUGUGUAAAGCAGCGGAUGCAGUUGUUACCGUUGGCUCCCGUCUACAACAGAAGUACAGCAGACGUCUCCUUAAUGUUGAAGUGAAGAUUAUCACUCCUGGGAUCUUUGGAAAGUUUUCCAAUGAAUCAAAAUUGGCUGUAGACAGAUCGGUAGUAAAGAAUUUUAAUGUGUCUUUGUUUGGCCGAGCUGCCUUUGAGGAUCUUUCCCUGAAAGGCUAUGAUGUAGUUGCAAAUGCCAUUGGUUCUCUUGGUGAGAACUUUGAGUUGACAUUUGUCGGCUCAUCUCCCGGUGAACAACGAAAAGUUGAGCAAUGGUUUCUUGACAACACGUGCAUCAACCGCAAACAACUAACCAUCCGUCGAUAUUGCAGUGAACAAGAGGAACUCAAGGUGAUGUUCUAUGAGUCAGAUUUGGUUGCUCUGCCAUCCCGUACCGAAGGAUUUGGGCUCGUUGCCCUUGAGGCCAUUUCUGCUGGUGUUCCUGUUCUUGUCUCUGGCGAAUCUGGCAUAGCUGAGGCUUUGCAAAAAGUAGAAGGUGGAAACACUGUCAUUGUUGGAUCAGGUGAAAAUAAAGAUGAAUGGGCACGAAGGAUCAGAGAGAUGUAUGAAGAAAGCGCAGAAGAAAGAGAAGCCAAUGCUGUGAAGCUUCGCGAGAACUACAGGAAAGUUUACUCUUGGAAAGCAGAAUGUGAGAGGUUUAAAGGGCUGAUUGAAAAUGUUGUGAAAACUGCAAAUGGUGAGCCCACUUCUUUUAAUUUUUCUUUUUUUUCAGUACAUUUGCUGAAAUGUCAUGCUACAUGUACAAGCCAAACCUUAUGUGUAGAAUGAGCCACAUAAGGCAAACUGAAUACUGGUACAUGUAGAUAAGCAUAAGAACAAGUAAAGUGCUCCUGUAUGUCUGGAGUCGUUACAUUUAUCUCGACUUGUGGUUGGACCACAAGUGAAUUGUCUACUUUAUUUUUUUUAUAUUAAAUAGAGGGGUCUGUAUCUUGCACUAAUCAGAUUGCCACUGAAGAGUAUGUAUCUCACACCAAUCAGAGUGCCGCAUGAGGGUAUUUAUCUUGCACCAAUCAGAUUGCUGCAUAAGGAUAUUUAUCACAUAAACUGCUGUGUUAUGCAAGGAUUUUUGGCCCUGAGAAAAGCCGUAAUAACACGUGAAAAAAUAUUGUAUUUUUUCACAUGUGUUGAUAUAGCCAAUCAGCUGCACGUCACUUGCCUUUCGCACCACUCGGUCAGGUUGAUGAAUGAACAGCAAAGCCUUCAUGACUCUCAAUACAAGUUGUUUGUCGGAGUUUUCUCGAAUUAUGGCGGCUAAAACACUUAAAAAAUCCUUAUCGCUGGCAGACAAUGAGGUUCAAAGUUUCCUAGAAAGGGAAGGAAACCAAUAUACUAAAGAAAAACCAAAAGUUGCGUAUUCAGUGGCUUUGGUGUUAGCAUUUCUCUUGUCUGAGAAUGAAAAUUGGCAACUGGAAGAUAUGCCAUUAGCUAAUUUUGGCUGUUUACCUGAAAGACUUCUUCUGUCAGUAAGGACAGCAUUCAAAGUGCAGUCAGAACAUACCCGAUAAUAGCACUACAUGAACAUUGGGUAAUUUUUCAUGUUCUAGAAUUGUACUCCAUCAAUCAAAUUCCAUUUUACCUCAUUAGACUUUGCUCCAUGACAUGUCAUUUCCCUGUAAAAAACCUGCAUUUUAUCAUGUAUUCUAACUGCAUUUUCUGACACCGCUAAAAGAAAUUCACACAGAACAAAAUGGGAUCGAUAGUGAACUUUCCUUGCAAUUCUCCCAUGUUUUGAAUUUGUCUACAAAUAAAAUUUGCUUUUAGCUACCUUGGACUUAACCCAAUUGCAUGUCAAUUCAUUGUAAACAACCUUCGUUUUAUCAUGUAAUUCACACACAGAGGGCACAGUCUAGAUAGGCAACAGCCAAUCAAGGAGCCCUCUUUAAAUUAUUAUCCUUUUCUCUUGUUCAAUGUAUCUUCACUUAAUCAAGAUUGUAAUUAUAUGUCUUUGACCAGGGUCCAUUGGAGACACAACAGAACUUCAGUGUGCUUUUUGUAUUAAAAUUAGAUGAAAUCCUAUUUUUGGGACAACUAACUGUAGAUGAGUAAUUUUGAUUUUCUCUCCGCAAGAGGAACAGCAGUGAGCAUGGUCUCUUUGGCAACCAUUAUUUGGUCUCACAUUUUAAUAGUUAAAUAGGUAAGAGGUGAAAAAACCUUGUUAUAGUAAGAUUAAAUUUGACUGUUACAAUUUAACAGGUGGUAAGUUGAAUGUUAAGGUUGCAGUUGAUGACUUGAAACCUGAAGAACAGAAUAUGCAGACUGGAAUGUUGGCAACAGAGUCUGCCAGAUGUCAAGGGGUUCAGCAGCCUAGGGCAUCUGCUACAUUAACUGCAUCUGGAAGUGUGUCCUAUUCACAGAAAGAGCAUCUCAAUGCCCUUGAAAAGGAAAUCUUUCUAUCAAUUGUGCAAAAUUAUCUCAAGACCACACCACCACAGUCCCCUGAAGAGCACAGUAGGUUCAUGGAAUACACACAAAAAAUGAAGCUCAUCAUUACUGGUGUUGCUGUAGGAAGUUUGGUGAUAGCAGUGAAGUGUGAAUCUCUAAUGAUAUUGGAGGAGUUGUGGACAGAUUACUCAUCUGGUCGUCUUGGUGAAGUGGUUCAGAAUUGUUUUGUCACUGAAAAGAUCUUGAAGGAACUGAACCUGGCUGAGCUGAGGCUGAAGACAACAAUAGACAUAGAAGAGUACAAUACAUGCAAAGCAUUCUUUGAGAAAGAUGCUCUUAGAGGUUGGUAGAAAGAAUGUAACAAGGCCUGGUCCUAUCAUAAAAUAUUUGUAAAGAGUUUUGAAUGAAAUCCAUCAGUCUUUCAACACAUGGAGUAUGGUAGGGUACAUGUCAUUAAGGGAUGGGUGCAGUUUUUGAUCAAGAUUGAUGGAACUUGUCUCUGAAUAAACUCAUGCUGACUAUUGUAUGUAAAUCAUGCUGAUGCAAGAAGUAAUUUGUCUGCAAGACAUUCAAUUUGAUGUUUUAUUCUUCUCAAACAUCUCUUCCCAGUAACCUUUUAUCUUUCUUACUAAGACAUCUGGCUCAAUAUUUCCUCUCUAUAGGGUUGUAUUUAUCUUUCCUUAAUUUAUUUGAUUGCAUCCAUUAAUCAAAGGUUAAUUGGCAAGACUUUUGUUGGAGGGACCAUGAAAGAAAAUUUUUUCUAGUUUUUGCAUGUUUGGUGUUUUUAAAGAUAGUUUGAGGUGUCUUUAUCUUUUAAAAUGUGUGUCUUCUUGUAAAUCUGAUUUUAGAUGCUUUAUCCUCUGAAUUCCACUCCACAAGUUCAACCAGUGAAAGUCCAUUAACAAAAGAACAAUGGGAAAAAAGUGAACAGAAGACAAAGAUUAUGGAGACGGCAAAAUUGGAAGGUGAAAAAGAAAUUAAAAACUUGUAUUAAUUUAUUAUGGAAAGUUUUUGUGAACAGUAAUAACAAUUAUGUGAUAAAUCUUUGAAGAAUAAUUUCAGUGCUAUUUUGUGGCAUCAAUAAUUUAAUAUAAUUGUACACAGUUCCACUUAUGGGAACUAAACAUUUGUAGAGAAGCUGUGAAUGUUAAUCUCUCCAUUUUUUUUUACCUUGACACUGUAUGUGGAAAUACAGAAACCUUUUGUAAAAGACUAAAGGCAGGUACAUGUAGAUAACAUGCUAUCAUUGCAUGCAUGCUAGAUUGCAUGAUUUAUUUCUGUAAAUGUUUUGAUAUGGAUAAACUAGAAGUAAUAGUUCCCUUUCAGUCACCAUUAACUUUUUCCCACUUUCUUCCGUCUUGCGGAUACAUGUAUGAAAUUUGUCAUGUUACAAAAAUUUUGUGUACUGGGUACUAUUUAAUUGGAGGAUUGGAGUGCGAUUUCAGGUUUUAGGAGAAGGAACACUGGUAUAGAAGUCCUCUUAUACUGAUGACCUGCAAGCAGACUAUUAUCCAAUAUGUUUGAAGUUUAAUGUGAUAUUAAUGGUUUCAAGUGCAGCUGAAGCACAAUUUUAACUUGGACACUUUGUUCCAAAUCAACAGAUCAGAAAUUAAACAUCAAAGUUGAUGUGGAACAUGUGAAAUGUGCAGAUCAAGAUGCUAACAGGACAGCUUCAGUUUUAGCUUUAGAGCCAGCUGGAUAUCAGAAAGCAUCCACAGCUUCAGGCACAAAGAGAAAAAGACAUUCUGAUGCAGAUUUAGAAGAUCUCCAACCACUCAAAAAGAAAGUAUUGUGCUUAAUUGCCAUGAAUUACCUUGAUACUACACCAGCACAGAGCAGGGAUGAAUGCAAUGAGUUUAAGGAAUACUUACAAGAAAUGAAGGUCUUUAUCAUAGGUGUUUCUGUGGGAAGUUUGGUGAUAACAGUAAAGUGUGAUUCUCUCUCAAGCUUGGAGGAAUUAUGGGAAGAUUACUCUUGUGGCCUUUUGGAUAAGAUGGUACGAGAUUGUUUUGUAACUGAAAAGAUCUUGAAGGAACUUAACCUGGCAGAACUGAAGCUGAAAAUAAUGAUAGACAAAGAAGAUUACAAUGCAUACAAACUGUACUUUCUUGAGAAGGAUGCACUCAGAGGUCAGUUGAAAGAAAGAAAAAGGCCUGGUCCUUUGGAAGAAGGGUCCAGGUUUUGAUCAAGAUAGAACUAAUUGUCUCAUGAAUAAGCUCAUGAUGACUAUGUAUACAAUGACAAUCUGUGGCUAAAAGUGAUUUGUUUUCAAGAAAUUUCCUAGUUUAUUUUCCUGUCUGUCUGGUUGUAUUUAUCUUUGGCUCCAAAUGUAAAUAAAAUAAAACCACCCUAAAAUAAAAAUUGGCAAGAUGUUUGUUGGAGGAACUAUAAAAGAAAAAGUCACUUGUGUUUGUGUGUGGGGUUUUUAUAAAAACGAUUUGAAGUGUGUUGUAUGGUUUUGAAUUUCAGUAUUCAGUGAUUGCUUCACUAUUUGUUUCUUUUAAAUCUGAUUUUAGAUGCUUUAUCCUCUGAAUUCCACUCCACAAGUUCAACCAGUGAAAGUCCACAAAAACAAGAAGAGCUGAAAAAGUGGAAACAGAAGACAAAGAUUGUUGAGACAGAGAAACUGAAAGGUGAAAACAAAAUGAAAAGAUAUAUUAAGUUAUUAUGGAAAGUUGUUGUGAACAGUAAUAACAAUUUAUUAUUUGACAAAACUUUGCAGAAUUAUCUCAAUUCAUUCAGUGUGGCAUUAAUAAUAUUAAUACUAUUUUAAGAGUUCAACAUAUGGGAAACAACAUACAGGGUAUCUGAAAAGAGGCUGUGAAUGCUAAUCUCACCCUGUACUUUUUGCUCUUAGGUACUUCACCCCUCACUGUAAUACCCACUACCACUAACAGAAAGGAACUUGUAGAGAAAGGGCAGGGAAGGAAAGGUGAAGAGGAAGCUCAGUUUGAGUUAAUUUCUAAAGUGAAUUAAGUGUGUUCAGCUAUUAUGUCGUGUAAAAAAGUGUGCUUUGGGAUUAAACAUUUAAGGUUGCUAGGGUCUGUAGGGUAAAACUAAACUGACAAUUAUUUGAAGUAGUUUCAGUUCUUCAUGAAAAAGAUUAAUUUGAAAGAAAAUAAACCCAAUUUAGUUUCCCCUAAGGGAAAGUUAGGAUGGUAGUCGCUGGGGAUGGUGAAACAGUAUUAUUAACAAUAAAAUGGUAAUAAUGAUAAUAAUUAUUAAAAUACUAAUCAUAAUAAUAAUGGUAUAAUAAUAGUAUAAUGAAAGUUUUUUUUCAACCUUAAUCAUAAAUUAUGUAUUGAAAAACUGACAUUGGUGAUGUGUGUUAGAUAAAUUUCAUGCAGUUAUAUACAGAUGGUCACAUGUUGAUUUGCUGUGUUAUCAUUUCUCAAGUGAAAGUAACACCAUGAAUACUAAUAUUGCUGUAAAUAAUGUUAAAUAUUGUAAAUUAUUCCAAAUAUGUUUGUGCCUGAAUCUCUACCUAUUUUGAAGGGAAUUUGAGUUGGUUUGUGGAAUAGACCCUUUAGACCCUACGAGUGAUUAGCAUCUAAUUUCUCCUUAUAAUAUCACUCCUGAAUCGCACAUUAAGGUCACGAGAAUGAAGGAAAUGGUCAGCAGGUAAGGAGACUUUUGAUUGGCAAGUAAAUUCUCCUUUUCAGCACCUUAAGAAAUGUAUAAAGAGCGGUGUGGAGAAUAUGCAGACUGAUGAUAGGAUCUAAAGGGUUGAGAUAAUAUACAUGAGUAUGUGUACAUGAAAGAGAUGUUUUGAGGGUAUCCAGUCAAGUCGCCGACCGUUCAACUCGCCAACGCCAACUCGCCGACGUAUAAAAUCGAGUAGAAACGUCGGCGAGUUGGCCUCAAUCCAGUAUUGAACUUAUCGGAAGUUAAACAUAUAGAAAAGUAAAAAAUCUUCAGGAAAAAUCAAUUUUUUUCUUCCAGCAAAUUUUAUAAGGAUCUCAUGGCGAAUAAAGCCAGGUAAAUAUCGCCAAUAACCAAGAAAGCUUCAGACGCCAACGAGAUAAUUAUUGUGUGACAACAAUGCUGAAAAGUCUCAUCAUUUCAAUCGGUCAGGUUUUUUUUUAAGAAAACUUGGCUUUCUGGACAAAGUCUUCAGUAAAAAAAAAUUCUUUUUGUUUCCAACAAAGUUUAUAAGGAUCUCAUCGCGAAUAAAGCAGGAUAAACAUCGCAAAUGACUAUAAAAGCUUCUGACAGACAGACGCAAACGAGCUAUUGUGUGACAACAACACUGUGAAGACUCAUCAUGUCAAUCGGUCAGAUUUUUUUUAAGAAAACUUGGCUUUCUAGACGAGAUCUUUCGUAAAAAAACAAUUAUUUUUAUUUCCAACAAAGUUUAUAAGGAUGUCAAGGCGAAUAAAGCGAGGUGAACAUCGCCAAUAACCAAAAAAGCUUUAAAUGCGAACAAGUUAUUGUGUGACAGCCACCGUCAUUCUCGAUUCACGCUUCGGUAGCUUACUUUUGAAGGAGUUUACGUUUGGUCCGUCUUAAUACCGGGCUAUGCCGGUGAACGGCAAGCAUUUUCUAAACGCUUUUACAAUACAAAUACGAUUAGUAUCUAACCAGAAGCUGACCAGAAUCCAAAGAAGGGCUAAUAGGCGAUUGCAGAGUAAGGUGUUUGGAUUUUGGGAGAAAUAUGAGAAUGGUAAAAAAAAUAGCGGCUCAGUUAUUGAAAUCAAUGUCGAGAUUAAACGUUUUAAAUUUUUAUUUUAAUAAAUUAAAUUAAUUAAUUUAAUUAAUUAAUUAAAUUUUAAUUUAUUUUAAUAAUUUUUUUUUUUUAAAUUUUAUCGUACAUCAAACGUUCUCGAUCAUGAAUAAAUCAUUCUUUAAAGUUAAAAAAACGUGGUUCCGCGUGGUUGCUAUGGUUCACACAAUAACUCGUUCACGUCUGAAGCUUUAAUAGUCAUUGGCGAUGUUCACCUUUCUUUAUUCGCCUUGACAUCCUUACAAACUGUUGGAAAUAAAAAUAAUUGUUUUUUACCAAAGAUCUUGUCUACAAAGCCAAGUCUUUUUUUGAAAUCUGACCGAUUGACUUGAUGAGUCUUUACAGUGUUGUUGUCACAAUAACUCGUUCGCUUCUAAAACUUUUUUGGUCAUUGGCGAUGUUCACCUUGCUUUAUUCGCCUUGAGAUCCUUAUAAACUUUGUUGGAAAUAAAAAUAAUUGUUUUUUUUUUUAAUGAAUAUCUUGUCCAGAAAGCCAAGUUUCAUAAAAAAAAUCUGACCGAUUGACAUAAUGAGAGAUUUAUAGUAAUUUGAGAUUUACAGUGUCGUUGUCACGCUCAAUAAUAUCUCGUUCACGUCUGAAGCUUUCUUAGUCAUUGGCGAUGUUUACCUGGCUCUAUUCGCCAUGAGAUCCUUAUAAACUUUGUUGGAAGAAAAAAAUUGCUUUUUCCUAAAGACCUUUUACUAUUCUAUGUGUUUAACUUCUAAUAAGUUGUACUGGAUUGAAGACCAACUCGACCGACGUUUCUACUCGAUUUUAUACGUCGGCGAGUUGGCGUCGGCGAGUUGAACCGUCGGCGACUUGACCGUAAUUCGUUUUGAGCACCUUUUUUAAAUCUAUCUUUAACUACAAGCUGGUAUGCCUUUUUCUAACUAUUUAUCAGUAGAAAUGCUAAUCUCUCUGUGUAUACUUUGUUUUAUGCAUGUUGCCUUUUCCUGGAUCUUCUACCUUUGACCCUGAAGAAGAACUAGGAGGGCUACAUCUGAAACUUCAAAGAAUGAAAGAUGAAUGAAAGAUGCUCUUAAAUUAAAUUUCACAGUUAAACUUAACUGAGAAUGCUUUUAAAUACAUUUAGCUCUCAUUAAAAAUGUUUUUUUUUUAAAGGAAAUUAUACCUGAUUUAGUUUUCCCUCACUCUGUCCUUCACCAUAAGGGAGUAUAAUAAAGUUUGCAUGCCUUAAAAAACUGACAGUGAUGUAGUUUAGAUAGAUUUUGUAUACCAUUUUCAAUCAGUAAUUGCAGGUUAAGUGAUACCAUGAAUUGCUCUUUGUACUUUUUCCUUAGGUACUUCACCCUCCACUGUACUGUCCACUGCUGGUCACACAAAAAAAGUGGAAGCAAGACACAGCACAGUGAAAUUUCAGGGAAAGAAAGGCGAGUGAAAAGAGACACUGAAGCUAAGGAUUAGUGAUAAUUAAAAUUUUUGGGUAAUAAAUAGAAUGCUCUUAAAUUCUUUUAGCAGUUAUGUCAGUUGUUACUUUUCCAAGUACAGUUGCCUCUUAUGGCUGCAGACACCCAAGAGGGUGAUUUAGUGUCUGCAGUUAUGAGAGUCACUAAUAAUGGGGUAUGAGAGAAAUAAAAAAUUUUAUGAAAUAUGAAAUAAUGUGACUACACAAACAUAAAGUUUCUAACAUGACCCCAUGAACCAGAAAAAAAUCUGCCCAAAAACAAGAAAUUCUCAUGUUUGCACCCAAUUGAAGAAGGGUUUCUUUAUGUUCAUUUAUCUUUUAUAUUAUGUGAGUCAGGAUUUUGGAGGAAGUAUUUAAUUGUCUGCUAUAGUGAAGGAAAAAAACAAGUGAAAUGUUGUGCUGGGUGGCAGGAAAAGGAUUUUAUUUCAGUCACUUCUUAAUAUGCAUUUCCCCAAUAUUUUACUUUAACAUGACUAUAAUUUGCUGAUGGCACAGGUAUACCUGUUGUAAUCAUUUCUGUGUAAAGUAAGAGACUGAAUUUUGAAAAGCUCUGUAUACAUUUGCUCCCAGGUUCUUCACCUCCCCCUCUUCUCUCCACCACUGAUCUUGAGGAGAAGCUAGGAAAAGUAUGUGAGGAAAUUGAGAUGCUGAGAGUGAAAGGUGAAUAGAAAAAUUCAUAUCUUAUCAUUUUUAGGGAGAAAUUGCAUGAUACAAGGAAUGCUAAUAACUGUCCAUAAAGUUUGCUUAAGUUUCAAAAGGAGCUAGAAUAUUGAAAAGUAAAAACCAAACAUUUUCAACUCGAGGGUGAUGAUGAACUAGUUUGAAAAUAUUUUCUUUUUAAUUUUUUAUUUAUUUUAGCCUUGUAAAUAGCUCAAUGCUAUUAAAUGAUUUCAUUUUUUCCAGUAAAUACCAGUACUCUCCAGCAAGAGAAAUUAUUCCCUAACAGAGAUAUUAACCUUUUUCUGUCCUUACUUUUAUCCAACAAUACUGCUCUUAGCUCUUAUUCAGUAACUUAGUUUUAUUAAGAAACAUAUUUUCAAUUCAGUUUUGCCUCAUAAUCUACAACUUCAGUCAAAGGUAGUGUUAAAUUAGCUGUGGCAUUUGAUAAUGAAAUAAUACUUAUAGAUAGGUUAUUUCACAAUGAUGUAAUGGAAAACAUGCAUCAUUGUUUUUGACUUGACCUUCAUACAUGUUAGUAUGCUUUAACAUUUUAUAUCAGGUGAGGCAUUAAGUAUUAAAUAUAUUUCUGUGUACCUUUGCUCUCAGGUAGUUUUUCUGUCCUUCAAUUUUCAACCAUUGAUCUUGAGAAAAAACUAGCUGAACUACGCAUGGAGCUUCACAAGCUCAGAAUGGAAGAAGAAUAUAAAAUGUUUAAUGAUUCAUUAUCAGAGAGAAAUAAAUCCAAGAAUGCUUCCAAAGGCUUUCACCCCUGUAUCGAAUCAUCACUUUUCAAGGGAAAUUAUUCCUUAUUUAAAAGAACCUCUUAUCUGAUUUUAUUACUGUUGACGAAUGCUUCCACUCCUUAUUAAAAUUAUACAUUUUCAAGGGAAAUUAUUCCUUAUUAAAGACAACUCCUCUUCGUUUAAAAUUGUUAAGUUAGAUAGUAAUCUAAUACUUUCAGUUCUUCACACGACCCUAACACAAUGUGCAGUGUUUGUUAAAUGCCUGUUUUUAACCAUUUAUGUAAGGUAAGUCCGUGAAUGCUAAGUACAGUGUAUCCUUCUGUUUACCUUUCCUUUCAGGUACUUUGCCUCCCCCUGAACUCUUUACUGCUGAUUUUGAAGAAGAACUAAAACGACUCUGUAAAGAACUUAACAGACAAAGAAUGAAAGGUAAGUGAAACAUGCGUAUUGGCUCCGUUGAACAAGGCAAAAGAAAUAUGAAAAGUGAUGCAAGGAAAUGGUUGCACUUACUAGUAUUUACGCUUGAUUUUUAAUUAACAAGCUAAAAGGUGAAACACUGUCUUUUAGUUUGUUUUAAAGGACUCCUAUUAUUAUCUCUCAAAUAUCUAAGCCCCGCAAGCAACUUGCAAAACAUCUGCGCCGCUCAUGAUAUGUUGGAACAUUGAAUAAUGUGUAUCUACUCUAUAUUUAAGAUUAUCCCUGCUCUUAUGUAAUGUUAUCAACAAGAAUGGUGUUUAAAAUUCUUUUGCUGUUUACUUCUUUUUUCAGGUAGUUCACCUUCCCCUGCUUCCAUCAUUAAGGUAGUAGUUAGACUUCAAAAAGUCAGGAAGGAAGGUGAAUAAAUAAUGCAAAUUUAGAGACAAAAUAAUUUUUAGCGGAAUGCUAUUAAACAGGUCCACUUCGUCAUCGAAAUAUCUUUCUCCACGGAACUCCUGCACUUGCAGCCUUCUACUGCAAUAAUAAUUAACAACUGCAAUGCUCAUUGGAGGCUUAGAAAUCAGUUAAGUUCCUCCUUUGGCAACCAGCACUUAGAUAGAGACUGUUUUCACGAGUGGUCAAUCCUGGCAACCCAGCCAUUAGCGGCCAUGUAUUAAGGAGACUGAAACCUCCCAUUGCGCUAGAAAAUAAAAAUGAUAAAAUAAUAGAAAAAAAAGACAAAGGAAAAGUGAUUUUCUUCUUAGUGCGUGUUAAAAAAUUAUCUGGCUCAACAGGAUAAACUCAUCCUGGUCUUAGAAAUUUUCAAAUUUUGCAACUGAAUCUAGCAGAAGCACAGGUACUUUUUCAUUUUAUGCGUAGUAGCGUGAUGCGCGCGUGCAGUGCUUGGGAUUUGCACGCGUAUGCAUUAAGUGCGCGGUACUGUAGUAAAUCUUGGAUGCAACUCGAGCAUUUUAUCAGAGUGCUAAGUCAUUUUUAAUUGUAUCCGUUUACACCCUUGAUUUGUUAAUGCCCUGCGAGCGUCAGGCGUAAAAAUUGACGAAUGUCAACAGUUAGCCUUAACAUAAUAUAACUGUUUAUUUACACAAUUCAAAUUCCAAUGAAAGGUGAAAAGAAACAAAAGAGGUUAUCUCUUUCAAGUUUGUCUGCUAAAAUAAUUAAAAAUCACAAUGAAAUAGUUGAAAAACUUCCUAAAACAUUAGUAAAAUGGCAUCUGUCUUUUCUUAAAAAUGUUCAGAGUUUCUUCGUCCGCAACUUUUUUAGGUAAAUUAUUCCAUUCAUUGACUAUAUUUACAAAUAAAGAAUUCUUAAAACUGUUUAGCUUUGCGGGAAAUGGUUUAAGUUUAUGGUGAUGGUUGGCUUGUAACGGUCGAAAGUCAUGUGUAAAGGUAAAAUACUCAAAUGAGUGUAGCCCGUUAACACUGUUAACUGUCCUAGAGCACUCGAUAAGCGAAGAAAAUAAUCUCUGAUGUAGAGUCGGCCAACUAAGGGCCCUUAAGCACUCCUCAUACGACAUAUCUCGACCAAUGUUUCUGACGGCAUAUCUAGAUGUUCUACGUUGUACUUUCUCUAAAAUAACCGAGUCCUUUUUGAAGUGUGGAGACCACACUGGAGAGCAAUACUCGAGUAUUGGAUGCACUCAACUUUUGUACAAUUUCGAGAACAAUUCAGUGCUCCUGGGGCCCACUGUUCGACUUAUAAAUCCGAGCAUGCUGUUUGCCUUGUUUGCGCAUUUGUUGGUUUGCAGGCUCUAUGAUAUAUUUGAUGUGAUGUGAAUUCCAAGAUCCUUAACGUUAGAUUAGAAAGGGUUCACCGAAGAAAUGUUUCUUUUAGACUCCUUAAAGAAAAGAAGUCAACCGUUAGCUUUAAUAUGGUCUAAAUUUUAACCGUUAGCCGUGAAAACCAUUACCCCUUUGAGACCUUCAUUUAGCUCGUGCAUUAAAUAACUUUUGCAAACGUUGGUGAUAUCUUUGAAUGGCAAAUGUAAAUUUAACCCUAAGCUUGUCCGUGAUCUGUCACAGUUAAUGACAACAUUGACGCUUAAUUUGUCUUUAGAGCGGUGCCUUAUUUUAAUAAUUCAUCUAAACUGACCUGAAGUACUGAAUUAUUUUUGCCUUUUUUGUGUCCCUCAUGAUAGCAUUAGAGAACGCCAUUUAUCUGACCAUGAAAUCAGGACUAGCGAAGUUUGAUGUCAGUUUACCAGAGGAACUCCAGAGCUAUAUCAACUACUUAUUAAAUAAGUCGGUCAAACUUGGCUUACGCAGGCGAGGUACUUAACAUUGUUAAAAUAAGCUUGUGUUGGUUUUCAAACACAUGUCCAGUUAUCUAUUUUCUGUUGCAGAUUAUUGAGAAAUGCUAGGUUUGUGUAGUGGUCAAGGGAUUUUUUUUUAAUCCAGAUUUGUGAUCUUGUGUUGGGUUUUUCCUUUUUUUUUCUUUUUUGAAACAAUCAUCAAAUGACGUGCACGGUCUAAUGCCUGUUCUUAAUAAGAAAAAAAAAAUGAUUUAUAGACAAACCCCUUUCUGAAGGCCGUGUGUGGUUCUUACUGUCCGUCUCCUUGUUUUAUCAACUCAUUUCCUUUGAUGAUUCAAAAGUAAGUCGAAACACCGAGACUCGGAAUUCUUUUUGUUUCCAAUUUGCCAAGGUAUCUUUUGUGGUUUGUCAGUUUUGAGACAAAAAUAAAUGUAAAGGUGGUUUUUUUCGCUGUAAUGUUUUCAGGUAAAAGAUUAAUAUUUCUUUUGUUUUAAUCCUUUAGUACUCCAAUCACCUCGAGCCCUGGAGGAAUUACGAGAAGCAAUGAAUAAAAACGAAUUGGAAACAUUCCUUACUAUUCACAUCAGGGAAGGUGCAUGGCAAGUGGUGCUGCUGUUUAUGGAUGAGCUCCCUAAAUACAAACUACCAUCGUACUGGUAUCGUGAAGUGUGGGACGAGGACGAGGAGAUGUUUAGUAUACCCUUAUACAGUUCGACGUCUGGCAUAUUGAGGGCGUGGCCAACAGAGUACGAUCCUGGUUUGAUAACACUGUGUAAAGCGAUCACCAACAGUGCCUGGAAAGUAAUCAGAUUAAUCCUCUCCGGCCGAAGGAUAUCUGAUGCAGGUUUGAAGAACUUGAGUACCGCACUUACUCAGAGCGAACUUUACCGCUUGACACUGUAUGGCAUUGGUUUACAAAGUCAAGGAUUAAAACACCUGUGUGAAGCGCUGAUUAGUGGUGACUGCAAUUUAACCUGCUUAAACGUCAGUAACAAUAGGUUAGGAGAUGAAGAAAUAUUACACUUGUGCAACCCACUAACCAGCGUUAACUGUACAUUAACUAGCUUAAACGUCAGCGACAAUAUGUUAGGAGACGAAGGAAUCGUGCACUUGUGUAACGCGCUAACCAGCGUUCACUGUAAAUUAACCAGCUUAAACGUUAGUGACAAUACGUUAGGAGACGAAGGAAUCAUGCACUUGUGUAACGCGCUAACUAGUGUUAACUGUACAUUAACCAGCUUAAACGUCAGUGGCAAUAGGUUAGGAGACAAAGGAAUCAAGCGCUUGUGUAAGGCUUUGACUGAUACCAAAUGCAAACUAAGCAGCUUAAACCUCCACGCAAAUUGGAAUGUAACAGAUGAAGGCCAAAAGUGUUUGUCUCAAAUGUUAACUGGUACUGACUGGGAAGUUAGAGGAGGUCUUAGACUUUCCCGUUCAACUAGAAAGUGGAGCAAGUCACAAGUAAGUGGCACAGAGCCCUGACAGGUUCCUCCUCUAACGUUUCGUCUGUCAUGAAAAAAAUCCAUUUUUAUAAAUGACAACUGAAAGAUUAUUGUUCAAGAUAAUUAAUUAGAUAACUGACCUUCUAGUCACUAUCACUUGUUGAACGGAGUAUUAAAAAUGACCAGCAGUGAGGCAGUCGAAACAUCGCGAUCAAGAUGAGAAAUGACUCGGUAUCAUGACUCAAACGAUUAUUAAACGUUCAUUAUUCGAUAGAAGAAUUUCACCGUUUUAAAAAGUAGACUGUAAAUGCAACUGAAUAGUGAGUCUCUUUUUGGAAGCGUAGUUGCAAUUUCGUAUAACGGGUCUGUUGGCAAACUGUGCUUAUUUUUGUGAAAAUGUUUAAAAUCUGCAGGCAAAACGUUAUACUGGUGAUUUAGGAAUAAUAAGAUGCCUAGAAUAUUGAAUUAUAUUGUGAUAGCCUAUUAAAUGAAUAUCGUUGUGUUCUUAAAGAAAACUUCUAAAAAGUCUACAUGAAAAAGUGACGUAUAAAUAAAAUAACAGCAUUUUAUCUUUUAUAGGCUUUCAUAUUUUUUGUUAGUAGACUCCAAGAGUAUAAUGUGUAAGCUUAAUUGAAAUAUACUUGAACAAAAAGGAAUGUUUUGUUCUGCCUUGUUCGUUUUCGAAGCCAAAUGUAGGCGUUGUACAACCAAUUGUAUUCUCGUUCAAAUGAGUUCAUUUGGACUUUACCUAGUAAGUCAUUUACACAAAGCUUGUGCUCCAGCUCGUAACUUUUCAUCGUAGCUGAUGAUUUUAUGAAGAGAAGAGUUAUGUAUUACUCUAAAAUUACAUACUAAUCGUAGGAAAUUGCGUACGGGUAGCUUAGUUUUUAUAAUUUAGAAUCUCUUUUUUAAUUAACUGGAAUACUUCAGAAUGUAAUGUAUAUGUAAUCUAAUAGAUAAUAUUUAGGUUAUUGUUCUAAAGUUCUCAACUCUUGGUAGAUAUAUUUCACAUAUAUAUUUGAUAUUUUUGAAAAGACCACACUAAACUGCGAAGUACAUUAACCAAGGACAAUGAAUAUGUGCAAGGACUGCAGUUGAAUGAAAUAAAUAUUUAUCUAGC
Molecule: messenger RNA, 15750 nt
Organism: Pocillopora meandrina
Lineage: Eukaryota; Metazoa; Cnidaria; Anthozoa; Scleractinia; Pocilloporidae
Source: the annotation of a GenBank genome assembly